This is a messenger RNA of Brassica rapa (field mustard), 2245 nucleotides long. RefSeq lists its product as uncharacterized. Lineage: Eukaryota; Viridiplantae; Streptophyta; Magnoliopsida; Brassicales; Brassicaceae. The record is from RefSeq and is a predicted model, not a curated record.
AAUUGGAUAUGAACAGCAUAUGGAUAUAUCUGUAGACUGUAUAUAGGCUUCGAAAUCUGAAUGGUGCAAUGGAAUGGAUGCUGCCAGAUGUAGAUUAAUCAGAACAAGUUUGUUAGUGUACCAAACUGUAAGAAACAAUAUGUGAUAUUGAAAAACAUAACAUGCAGGUGAACAAAUGUGAAAGGGUGUGAAAUGUAAAAUUUAGUACUAUGUACUAUACAUAAAUGAGAUCAUCAUUGUUGUAAAUUUUAGUACUAUAUUUCUUAACAUUUUUACCCAAAAAAAUAGUACUAUAUACUAUACUAUACAUAAAUGUAAUUAUUUUAUUAAUAAAAAAUAUUAUUUUACAACUUUUAUUUACAGAUAUUAAAUGUUUCGAAAAUAAAUGUGGCUGAUAUAUAUAUAUAUAUAUAUUAAUAUUACGUGCUAAAAAUAGGUUAACACAUGACUUUUGAACCGUUCAAAGUUUAAAAAGGAACUUUAAAGUUAUUACUUCUUGAUCUUCUUCUUGUUUGGAGUCAAUUAUUCAUAAAGAUAUCUGCCAAAAAUGGAAAAUAUUUCGCCCAUAUGAUGACCAAGUACCAAAUCAAAACCAAUUAAUAUGAAAAUUCCAAAGAGAUUACUUCCCAUUUAAUUUGGCUUACACUUCCAUAUGCUAAAUCAGUAAUCAUAUCACAGAAAAUCUGUAAAUUUUAGAAAAUCAAAUAUCAUUUGGCUGCUAUAUUUUUAAUCUCCUUUGAGAUAAAACCAAAACCCACAUCUGUUCUGAAAAAGAUCUCCAAAAGCGAUCACUGGGUGUUCUACUGAUUUGUAAUGUCAUGAAUAAAUUGAGUAAUGGUGUUGGUGACAUUUGGAGCUUAGAAUCAAAAGUUGUGAUUAAAAAACAUAAUUAUGGGAAUCUUGUCACGCAGUCCAACUUAUGGUAGAAGAUCAGAAGAUAAUGGCAUGAAGCUUCUUGCAACUGCUUUGUUUGCUACAGCUUUUGGCAUUCUCCUUGGACUAUCAUUUCCAUCUUUAUGGAUCACUAAGGCGAAUCUACCAAAAAACCUUCUUCGUUCCAUUACUAUCUCAAAUAGACAUUCAGAUAUUGCAGCUCUUGUACAUGCCAUUGAUAUCUCAAAGAUAUGGGUUCCUUCAAAUCCCAAAGGUGCUGAGAGAUUGCCACCCGGUAUUAUUGCAUCCGAAUCAGACUUGUACUUGCGCAGGUUAUGGGGGAACCCUGAAGAGGAUUUGAAGAAGAAACCGAGAUAUCUAGUAACAUUUACAGUGGGUUAUAAACAAAGACAAAACAUAGAUGCGUGUGUUAAGAAGUUUUCAGACAACUUUACGAUUGUUCUGUUUCAUUAUGAUGGAAGAACAAGUGAGUGGGAUGAUGAGUUUGAGUGGUCGAAGAAUGUAAUACACAUUAGUGUUCGGAAGCAGACGAAAUGGUGGUAUGCAAAGAGAUUCUUGCACCCUGACAUUGUAGCGCGAUACGAUUAUAUAUUCAUGUGGGAUGAAGAUCUUGGAGUUGAUCACUUUGACGCAGAAGAAUACAUACACAUGGUCAAGAAGCAUGGCCUUGAGAUUUCACAGCCUGGUUUGGACCCAGAGAAAGGGUGUACAUGGCAAAUCACUAAAAAAAGAGAGCAUGUUGAAGUUCAUAAGGAAACAGAUGAGAAACUCGAAUGGUGCUCUAAUCCUCCUCGGCCUCCAUGUGCUGCAUUUGUGGAGAUAAUGGCUCCUGUAUUCUCACGAGAUGCAUGGCGCUGCGUGUGGCAUAUGAUUCAGAAUGAUUUGGUUCACGGUUGGGGUCUUGACUUUGCACUCAGAAGAUGUGUUGCGGAGCCUGCUUAUGAGAAGAUAGGAAUUGUAGACACUCAGUGGAUCGUUCAUCAAUUUAUACCUUCCCUUGGCAGUCAGGGAAAGGAAGAAGAUGGGAAAUCGCCAUGGCAAGGGGUGAAGGAUAGAUGCCAUAUGGAAUGGAAAAUGUUCGAGAGGAGAGUGGAUGAGGCAGAGAAAGAAUAUUUUAAAUCCUUACAAGUUCAAACCCCAUCCAAUUCAACUACAUUGCACUAGGACCUUACCAUUUUUUUCCUUUUUUUUUGUAGCUGUGUGAUUUAUAAGUGCUUCUUCUCAACAUUUACAUACAAUCUUUAUAGAUAAUCUAAUAUAGAUAUAUCAUUAAUCAGAUUCUGUUAAAUCGUUGAAAGAGGAUUAUCAAAUCACUUUUGCAACAAAAAAAAUGUCGAGGAUUAUCAAAUCA